This is a messenger RNA of Gracilinanus agilis (Agile Gracile Mouse Opossum), 2993 nucleotides long. It is a transcript of the gene PAK4, whose product is annotated as p21 (RAC1) activated kinase 4. Lineage: Eukaryota; Metazoa; Chordata; Mammalia; Didelphimorphia; Didelphidae. The transcript has 9 exons. Bases 129 to 1976 code for a protein of 615 amino acids. Gene Ontology annotation, molecular function: protein serine/threonine kinase activity; ATP binding. The record is from RefSeq and is a predicted model, not a curated record. Gene Ontology annotation, cellular component: cytoplasm. Gene Ontology annotation, biological process: intracellular signal transduction; regulation of MAPK cascade; protein phosphorylation.
GGCGGCCGCGGUGGCGGCUCUGGCCUGGGCGAGCUGAGUGCUGGCGAGUGGGGUACUGAGCCCCGGGAGGAGCGGCGGCUUAGCCGGGGAGCAAGUAGCUGAGAGCAGGCGAGCGCAGCCCUCACACCAUGUUUGGAAAGAAGAAAAAGCGGCUGGAGAUCUCGGCCCCCUCGAACUUCGAGCACCGAGUGCACACAGGCUUCGACCAGCAGGAGCAGAAGUUCACGGGGCUCCCCCAGCAGUGGCAGGGGCUCAUCGAGGAGUCGGCCCGGCGGCCCAAGCCCCUCAUCGACCCGGCCUGCAUCACCACCAUCCAGCAUGGGGCACCUAAGACCAUCGUUCGGGGGAGCAAGGGCUCGAAGGAUGGGGCCCUCACGCUGCUGUUGGACGAGUUUGAGAACAUGUCUGUGACCCGAUCCAACUCCCUUCGACGGGAUAGCCCACCCCCACCCCUGCCUGGUCCUCCAGCCCCACACCAUGGCCCACCUCAUCAGGAGAACGGGCUGACUGAGGCCGAGGGGACGGGGGUCCGUGCUCGGGCCCAGGACAAGGGACACCCAGACUCUGGGGGCAGAGGUCCGGCGGAGGGGCGGAAUCGAGGAGCCGGGCGCAGGGAUCACGGUGCUGGCGGCAGCGAGGCGAGGCGGGACGGGAUGGAGAAGAGGCCCAAGUCAUCAGGGGAGGGAGCUUCGGGCCAGCCAGGGAGCCCCCAGCCACCCCGGGACAAACGACCCCUCUCGGGGCCUGACGUCCGGACCCCACGGCCCCCAGGUCCAGGAGGUGGGCUGAAGUCAUCGGCCGGAAGGCCCUUUAACACAUACCCGCGUGCUGACUCGGACCACCCCACAAGGGGCACGGGGCCCCAGGGAGAGCCCCAUAAUCCUGCCCCUAAUGGUCCCUCCACAGGAGGCCUUCCUCCACACUCCGCCAGGCCGCUGCCCCGUGCUGCCAGGGGCCCAGAGCCUGCCCCUGCCCCAGGUACCCUGAGCCCACACUCCUCAGAACCCCAGCUGGCUUCUCGUGUCCCCCCUGCUUCAGCCCAGCCUGCUGUGCCCCCAUCAGGACCCCGCUCGCCCCAGAGGGAACCCCAGAGGGUGUCCCAUGAACAGUUCCGAGCUGCAUUGCAGCUUGUGGUGGACCCAGGUGACCCUCGGUCCUACCUGGAGAACUUCAUCAAAAUCGGCGAGGGUUCCACGGGCAUUGUGUGCAUCGCCACUGUCCGAAGCAGCGGCAAGCUGGUCGCCGUGAAGAAGAUGGACCUUCGGAAACAGCAGCGACGAGAGCUUCUCUUUAACGAGGUGGUCAUCAUGCGGGAUUACCAGCAUGAGAAUGUGGUGCAGAUGUACAACAGCUACCUGGUUGGAGACGAGCUCUGGGUGGUCAUGGAGUUCCUGGAAGGGGGAGCCCUCACGGACAUCGUCACCCACACCAGGAUGAAUGAGGAGCAGAUCGCUGCCGUGUGCCUCGCUGUCCUGAAGGCUCUGUCUGUGCUUCAUGCCCAGGGUGUGAUCCACCGGGACAUCAAGAGUGACUCCAUCCUGCUGACCCAUGACGGGCGGGUGAAGCUCUCUGACUUCGGCUUCUGCGCCCAAGUGAACAAAGAGGUACCCAGGAGGAAGUCUCUGGUGGGCACCCCCUACUGGAUGGCUCCUGAGCUCAUCUCCCGCCUGCCCUAUGGGCCAGAGGUGGAUAUAUGGUCCCUAGGAGUCAUGGUCAUUGAGAUGGUAGAUGGGGAGCCCCCUUACUUCAAUGAGCCUCCCCUGAAGGCCAUGAAGAUGAUCCGGGACAACCUGCCCCCUAAACUGAAGAACCUCCACAAGGUUUCCCCCUCCCUGAAAGGCUUCCUGGAUCGACUGCUGGUGCGGGAUCCGGCCCAGAGAGCCACAGCCAGUGAACUGUUGAAGCACCCUUUCCUGGGCAAGGCGGGCCCCCCAGCCAGCAUCGUCCCCCUCAUGCGCCAGAAUCGCAUGAGAUGAGACUGGACAGCCCGUGGCCCUUCCCCUUACCAAAGAUGCCCCUCACAGGGAGGAGCACCCAGCCUAGAGUGGGUGGGGAGGUGGUGGGACAGACUCCUCCUCACUCACAACAGGGGAAAGGAUCCAGGGGUGACCCCCAACCCCCUGUCCUCCCCUCUCAGCAUUUGCUAGAUGCCUUCUGGCAGAUGGACCUGGAACUGGAAGGACUUGGCCUGUGGCACUCCAUGGGUCCUUCAGACCCUUCCGGGGAACUCAACUACUGAGUUUCAGUUUUGAUUUUUUGAUGUUUUUAAAUAACGCCUUGGGACCGAGGGCAUCUAGGGUCUCUCUUGGAGCCAAGACCCCAUCCCCCUUUGCCUUGAUUCAGGGGCCAGUCAGCUUGACACUGGAAAUUGGAAGGCAAGGAGAGAGCGGCCUCUGUGCCCUCUGAGCCCCCCAGCGCAAGGAUGGAGCUGGGGCUCCCGGGAGCCGACACUACAGGAGGAAGGGCAUCGAGCGGAAAGAAGGAAGGAAGGGUUUUCUGUCUGGGGAGCCGUUUCUUGAAUCACUGUGUUGUGUGUCUGCACAUGUCUGCACUGGAUGCUUGUUCUCGUGUGUGUCUGGGGGCUCGUGUGUGUGCUCGUGGCUGGCUGGCUGGCUGGCGCGAAGGGGCGUUGGCACACACAGUGUGCGGAAGCCUGUUAACUUCCCCAACUCCAGGCCAGUCUGGGGAAUGAUUGGGAGUGUCUGGUGAACUAGACUGCCUUCACCUGCCUCUCCUCUGCUGAUGUCUGAUGCCUGGGAGGUUCGGGGAGCCUCUCUCCACUGUGGCCUCUGCUGAGAAUACUACUGUGCUCCUGUGGGACCCUCUUUUUUUAAAAGAGCUAUUUAUAUUGCCAUUUCAUAAGAAACCCCCAGCUGGGGGGGGGAUCCUCCAGGAGCCAGAGCCCUGGGGCCUGUGCCGUUGAGUUUGGUUUGGGAAAGCCACGCUGCAGGCCUGGACCCCCAUUAGUUUUACAAUUAAAACGUUUUCCUUCA